Rhipicephalus microplus (southern cattle tick) is the source of this 6387-nucleotide messenger RNA. Its product is annotated as histone lysine demethylase PHF8. The record is from RefSeq and is a predicted model, not a curated record. NCBI's taxonomy places the organism in Eukaryota, Metazoa, Arthropoda, Arachnida, Ixodida, Ixodidae.
ACCUAAAAUGGCGUCCGUAGAUGUGUAUUGUGUUUGUGGCCAGCCGUACGACCCAAAUUUAUUUAUGAUACAGUGCGAUGUUUGCAAGGAUUGGUUUCACGGAAAUUGCAUAGAUGUGAAGGAGCAUGACGCAUGCGACAUCAUCAAGUACCACUGCCCUCAGUGCCAGUUGACCUUUGGGCCGUCAAUCUGGAAGCAGAGAACUAACUGGCAUCGGCACGACUACUCAGACCCCAAUGCAAGCGACAAGCCUGUGCAGACAGGUACUUAUGUGUUCAUAAAGGAACUGAAGUCGAGGCAUUUUGAAAGUGCGGAGAGCAUAGUGACUCGGCUGAAUGGGGACCAGUUCAACUUGCAAUACCUGCUGCACAGUGGGUUCACGAACCCAGUGUUGGUCACCAAGAAGGAUGGCCUUGGGCUUGUUAUGCCACCGGAGGACCUCACUGUCAGUGAUGUCAUGGAUUUCAUUGGGCCGGAUUUCAUGCUGGAUGUCAUCGACGUCCGGAAGCAGGAGGAUCUCAAAAUGACCAUGUCGGAGUGGGUUGACUACUUCAACAGCUACGAUCGCUCCAAGGUGUUCAACGUCAUCAGCCUCGAGUUUUCAGACACCAGGCUGUCUGACUUUGUGAAGCCGCCGUCGCUGGUUCAACGCAUCAGUUGGGUGGAGAACUGCUGGCCAUCACACGUGCCCAACAUCGGCGUGUACCAGCGUCCCGCCGUCAUGAAGUACUGUCUCAUGAGCACCGAGAACAGCUUCACCGACUUCCACAUCGACUUUGGCGGCUCCUCUGUGUGGUAUCACAUUCUCCGAGGGGAGAAGAUAUUCUACCUCAUACGGCCCACCCAAACCAACCUGAGUCUCUACGAGCACUUCAUGGCCUCGGCCAAUCAGAGUGAGACUUUCUUCGGGGACCAGGCGGACGCCUGCUACCGGCUCACUCUCACUGCCGGGCAGACGCUCUUCAUCCCGACCGGUUGGAUACACGCGGUCUACACAUCCGUCGACUCCAUGGUCUUUGGGGGAAACUUUCUGCACAGCUUCAACAUCGGCCUUCAGCUACAAGUGUAUGAAUUAGAGAAGAGAAUUGAUGCCCCGCACAAGUACAAGUUCCCCUCGUUUGAGACGACCCACUGGUUUGCCGCAUCGUACGUCAUCGAACAGCUUAGAAGUGCAACAGCAUCUGAGUUCAAACCUCCGAGCUUUCUGAUUGUUGGAGCAAAGGCCUUGAUGACCGCACUCAAAAACUGGACUCAAGAGCCCAAUUGUAAAUUGGACGUAAUUCCAAGUGGGAUCAAUGUACCCAAGCUUCUGAAAGAUAUGGCCAAGGAAGUCAGAGCAGCAGAGAAGAAACUGAGUGGCAAGGUCAAGGCCGAGAAAGAGACCAAGAAGGGCAAACAGGGAGCCGCAAAAGGGGCCAAGGCGGUGGCUGCUGCUGCCGUUGCCAACGUGCAGGAAAAUGUGACGCCACCCGUACGAGACACUGGUGGGGCUGCCCCACAGGGCAUAAAUAUCAAGGUUAAGCUGCCCGUGAAGGCCAAAGGAAAGGCAAAAGGCAAAGGCACCGGCGGCCUCAAGGCCAGGGCAGCAACAGCCGCGAAAAAGGCACAAAGUGUGAAACAGGAGAAACCCGCCCCGGCACCGCCACCUGUGACACCGUUGCACAAGGAGUCAGUGUACGACUUCAAUGACUCGGACGAUGACGGCCUGGUGGUAGACGAAAAUCCGCCGCCGCAGCCGCGUCGCUCGUACCAGCGGGCCGUGGCCGUCCCCGCCACGCCUGCCCUGCCGCCCAUCUCCACGUUUAGCAACAACGCCUCCAUGGGCAACUUUGCGGCGGCGGCAGCAGCAGCCGCAGCUGGCACCACGUCUUCCUCCGUCAUGGAGUCCCCGGACACCAAGCAAGGUUCUCUCAAGCUUCGGCUUUCAUUCAAUGGCAAGUCCAAAGUGGAAAAGAAGCCUGCAGUGAACAACAAGGCUGCCGGUGCAGCCGUGGUUCCCAAGUCGGCGACCGGAGAGGACACUGCCGACGUGCCGAAGAAUGGAACCAUCGACGACCUUCUGCUGGCGUCCAGCAUUGCCCUGGACACUGACAGCACAAGAGUCAGCCUUGAAGAAGAGUUGGGGGGCGGUCGAGCAUCGCCGUCGACACGAGACGCUAUCCAGGGCAUGCUGUCUAUGUCGAAGAGUGCGUUCACCUUCGGUCCGUGCGAUGGGGGUGGACCGAUGGGCCCCACGGCGCAGGAGCUCCUCGAGGGAGGUCCGUUAAGCACAGGCCUGGCGCUAGGGUUGGCCGGAGCGCGUAGUAGGAUCAAUCCGACGCCCACGCACAAGCGGCCUACGCCCUUCAGCUCUGCUGCCUCCCGGAUGCGAUCCGGUGAGGAAGAAGAUCUUGAGGAAUCUCUCCUCAAGGAGUGUCAUGCGGAUGACGACUAUGUAUACCCUGGACUGGAAGCCUCGGAUGACGAACUUCGCGUGUUCAAACCUCGAGGGCGAUCCAAGCGAGAUGAGGCCUGGAAUCCCAAAGCCAAACUCGCUCCCAACUGCCCAAAACCCCCACGCCCCACAAGAGAGGGAACGCAGAAAAAGUCUGUCAAGCGAACCAUCGAAGACACGGCAUCUAAGCUCGCCAAUAAGCCUCCUCCCAAGCGAUCCUACCAUCGCAAGAAGUCGCAAGUGCCAUCCAAAUCUAAGGAAAAGGACAUUGAGGAGUUUGAACCGGGGCCGUCCACGUCCUCAGCAGCCAGCAAAAAGCCCUCCCUGCCUCCGGAUGCCUUUAGGCUGAAGAAGCCGAAGAAGGGCUUCGCCACUGCAAAGCAGCGUCUGGGCAAGAUCCUCAAGAUCCACAAGAUGAUCUACUGAGAAGGAGACAGGCGUCGCGUGUGUGUGUGUGCUUGCGUGUCCAUAUUUCUUGCGCGUGUCAUCUACAGCAGAUGUGAGCAGCUUCACGCUUUUUUUUUUUUUCAUUUCAGAACUGUUCUCAUUUGUACAUAUUGCUCGUUUCAACCAUUACCUCAUUGUCUCCUCAUGCCCCAAUGUCAGACGCGAUCACCUCUCACUCUUCCCUACACCUCCUCUAAUCUGUAUUUUACUUCGCGGUGCAUAGCCCUCUGGGCUUCAUGGUGUAAAGCACAUGCAUUUCAUAAGGCACAUUAUGCACUUCAUAGAGUAUUUACAUAGAUGCGCUAUAUUAUAUUCAUAAACGUAUACAUAAUGUGCGUAUAUUAAACACAUAUACAGAUAUAUGUAUAUCAUAUAUAUAUAUAUAUUUCUCUAAAAUGUCACCGUUUCGUCAAAUUUUUUAGAGUUUUCAUCACGAGAGGCCCAUUCAAACUGAGAAGCGUGACCUGUUCAAAGUGACUCGCGAGAGGUCAGGUAAUGUUGCGUGGUACGCUUUCGAGUGUCGUGAUAAAGGUGAUGCGUCGGCUUUGCAUGCACCAUGUUUUUAAUCAGCGGUGGUUGUCCUGUAUGCGUUUUUUGGGACAAAAGGUACGCACACUUGACGUAUUGGAAUGCGAAGUGUUUUGUUUGAUUGCGUGUAGCAGUGGAGAGAGUGGUUGCAGUCAUGUUCCGUGUAUUCUGGACCUUGUAACUGCUUUAUAGUGCAGCGUGAUUGGAAAAAAUUUUCUUGCUAUUACCUUCCCUUUUUUCGUAGAAUUUGACAACUACAGUAUUAUUUUGAAUUGUUUUAAUUAUGGGCACUGAGGCAUUUUUUGGGAACACAGACGAAAAACAUCACUCGUUUCGAACGAGGCUUAGUUGAAAUCGCAGUCGCGGCUGCGAAAAUAAAGUUUCCUUGAAAUUAAGGUUUUUCGUUGCGAGUAUUCGUCCUCUGGCAAUGCAUUUUGCCAUUGCGUAUGUCGACCUAUAACUGGGUGGAGAAAUUUGAAACGUUCGUCUCCAAGUGGUGUACAAUUUGUGAUGGCAUUCUUAUUCUUUCUCCAAAUUGAGCGAUUUGGCAACUGUAUCAUAAGAAUUAUUAAGAGUUGGCAUUAUGUGCCAACUCUGAAUAACCCUAUUUGAGCAUUCCCACACAUGGUGGCGGUGCCACCUUUUUGCUGCCACUAAUCAUUGGAAGUACUAUUGCUUUCUUGGCGAGUCUAGCUGUAUUAUAGAGUCAUUUCAUUGCUUGGAAUAUUUCAUGGGAAGGGAAUAAAAGAAAAAGGUACAAAGUAAUGGUACCAGCGGCUUUGCCAAGAAUGCCUUCUGUUUAUUUCAAACCUUUUUUUUAUUUGGUGUUUUGAGUGCAAUCCUUGGAACUGGGACAAGACGCAGCUCCUGCUAAUAUUCGCCCUUUCUUUCUCACACCUCUCUUGUUUGGGCUGAUCACAAUCAUUAGCGUCUUUGUGUUAGUCGGUAAUCCGUAAUAAUGAAAAUCCAACUACAAAAUGCCUUCCUAUUGUCUUGCCAUCUUGGACUUCUCUUUUGAUGCAGACUGAUCACCAGCUUAGUCACUAACGAAACUCUGAACUCGCACGACUAAGUAUAAUAACGUACGGCCGUCUCAAUAGAUUCUGCUUUUGUUAUAUGGACACUAAGUGCUUAUUGUCGUGCUGUCACAUCGGCAUUGACGACACACGUGCAACAGUGCUUAACAGGGUUAUGUUUGAUUACCAAUUUAUGCAACAUUGUGUAUUAGCAGACACAUCAUCACACUCAGCUUUGCUGAAGCCAGCGCAGAAAUAUUAUUUUUGCGGCCAACGCUAUAACAUUCUUGAUAAAUAGCUGUGGACAUUCAUACCAUUGAAGCUGUGGUCUAAGCAGUUUGGGUGUACACAGCUUAAACAGUACAGAUAUUAAAACACCCUAGAGAAAUUUUUACAAAAUUGUGUUCACACGACUAAAAAUUGCUCCAUCAUACCACUGUCGCAAUGUUGUCUUCUGUUAAGGUAUGUCAAUUAUUUCAUCGCAGGCGUUUUAUAAAAGUCUCAUGUAGGCAAAAAUCGUGCCUCGAAUAUUGCCAUUAGCUUCUUAUUAUUUUGUGGGAUGCUGUCAGGAAAACACAGUGUCACGGUGCCAUAGUGGAGUGUUCAAGUGAUAGCCGCAUAAAUUAUGCCCAGUCAUUUCACCAAUGUGAAUGGCUUUCUGUCGGUCUGGCUCAUCUAGUGCAUCAUAGAGGUACUACACCCAUAAUUCUGGCAGCAGCGUUUUUUUCCAUGCUAACACUGUUACAUGCAUGUUGUGUAUUUGUCAUGCUGCUUUUUAUUCUGCAAAGCAGCUGUUGUCACACCUGUGUCGUAAUGCGUCACAUCAACGUAUUGGUAAAACCUAUUGUGAGCAGCUUAAGGGCUAUACUAAGUAUUGCUUUUACUUUCAAAGUUCCACAUUUGGACAGAACUGGCCUAUUUUUUUUUAUUGCGUUUCAUAACAGCGUUUAUCGUAAGCGUGACAGUGUCCUUCUUGCAAUAUGUUGUUUGAAUAUUUGUGGCAUUUUUUACAUUUCCACUUGUACUUUCGUGGGUGCAUAUGUGAAACCUUUUAUUCUUCUGCUGUGAGCCUUCAAGCUGUUCUGAAAGUUCUGAAAAAAAAUGUUGAAUUUGUUUUUGUGAUAGCUGAAGAGAAGUCUCGUGGUUUCUGAAGAUCUGUUCUGUCAUUUCGUGCUGCCAAUCUGUUUUUGGAUAUCAGGCCGAACAACUGCAAAGGGCCUGAAAGCGUUUGCACGUUUUAUAUAUUUUUUCCCCUAAGUGUACGUGUACUUUUUUUUUACAUGUUCGUACGUGCUUCAAAUCACAUAAUUGACCCGAUAUUUAAUUGCAUCAUGAGAAUAAUCACAUUUUUUUGUGGCUGUCCCAUUGUUAUUGCACACACCAUAUGUGUGUCCUCAAAGUUCACCUCAAACUAAACAAAACUUUCUAUAAUUGGGUGGGAAAAAUAUGCGUGAAUAGAUUGCACAAAUCUGUGCAUACCACAGCUUACACAUUUCUAUAGCAACAACUGAGCAUCGUUGUUUGAACAAAGCAAAGCUUCAUGAUGAUAUUGCGUGCUCAGCCGCCAUUGAAUCGGUGGCUGUUUGCAUUUCAAGGACAGUGCGGCUAUCCGGAAAUUCAAAUGCGACUUUCCUCUGGUGCUUUACAAUGGCGAAAUGUUUCUCUAUGAAGCUGCACAUGAAGGCAAAGCUUUUGCAUGAUUUAAUGGUUUGAUACUUACAUUUCUCCAUCUCUUGGUGUGUGGCUUCUGCACACGUUAAUAUGCUAGGUUGCAGACCCUUUGGACAGGUCUUGUUUCAUCAUUUGUACAUAUUGUGGUAGUUUGAAGCUAUACAGGAAUCGCAGGGAGUAAAGGGUUGCAAGUACAUCUUGUGCAAUGCUGUGUUGAUGCUUUUUAACGCUGAGCCUGUACAUAAUUUGCUGUACAUAGCGUGUUUUAACAAUAAACACCACUUUACUGUA